Molecule: messenger RNA, 749 nt
Organism: Brassica napus (rape)
Lineage: Eukaryota; Viridiplantae; Streptophyta; Magnoliopsida; Brassicales; Brassicaceae
Product: defensin-like protein 195
Exons: 2
Coding region: 119-400 (93 amino acids)
Source: RefSeq, a predicted model, not a curated record
GAAAAGCCUAGUGGGUUUGAAGGUCUUUAAAAGAUGAAUAGCACGACAAGUACUUUAGACGCCACUUAGACAAAAACAGCAUAACUUGGAGCGAGAGACAUAUCUGAAUAGAGAGAAAAUGGGAAAGACAACAAAGUCAGUGUUCAUCAUCGCUGUCCUCUUCUUCGUUAUCUCCAAAGCGGCGGCAGAGAUAGAAGUGGGGGAGCCUGGGUGUGCAAUAGACUCCCGCGGUGACGUCGAUAGACUAUGUGUUAAACAACCACCAUUAUGUGAUUGUUAUUGUCGUUUGAUCAAGCGUGCCGUUGGCGGAGGACGCUGUGUUGGACAUAUCACCGAGAAUCUUGGAUGCGUAUGUUACAUGUGCAACACGACGAACGCAAGCGAUAGCUACAAGCUCUAGCUGCAGUUCUAAGCUUCAGUUGUCUGUUAUAAUGGAAUCUGUUUGGGUUGUGUGAGUGUGUCUGUCGUCGUCGACAUGUUCAUGUGCGAUAUUAACAUGAGCAACAGAAUAUCUACUAGUGUAUAUUCAAAUACAGUACAUUAAAAAAAAACAUGAGUUCACUUCAGUUUGCGACUCAUUAUAUAAAAUAAAGGUUAUGCAUUUACAUAAGCAUAAUCUCAUUCUGGUAUAAUUUAAAAUGUUUCGGUGUGUGUGUUUGUAUGUAGUCGACAUGUUCAUGUGUGAUAUUAACAUGAGUUCGCUUCAUUUUGCGACUCAUUACAUGAAAUAAAGCUUAAAUAUUUACGUA